AUGAACAUAUUUCUUGCCUUUAAGAGAAAGAAUGAGGAGAAGGAGAAUAAAAAGGAAGAAAAUGAAAGAAAAAGAGUAGAAGAUGAAAGGAUAAAAAAUGAAAAUGAAAGAAAAAAGGAAGAAAAUGUUCAUAAUAAAACGGGAGAAUCUAUUGAAGAUUUUGUCGAUUUAGACAAUUUUGCGGAAAAUGUCUUAAACAUUUAUCUCGCAAACAAAAACCAUGAGGAGGACGAAGAAAAGAGGAAGGAGAGCAGCAAGAAAGUUAUCAAAACGACGGAUAAACCAUUAGAAAAUGAAAUAGAUCAAAAACAGAACAGAAACAAGGGCGUAUUGAAACAUAAACCGGGUAACAAGAGGAUGAAGCCUGAAUCAUGGUUAGACGAUUUGCCAGAACAGCAUUCACAAAAACAGCAACAAACUCAUCAACCACAACACAAACAAACAAAUAUACAACAGCAACAACAGUUUCAACUACAACAACAACUUCUACAAGACAGAGUGGAGGGUAAAGAAGAAAAUUUUUCGUGGUUCGACGAUUUCCCGGAAACGUUGACGAAUUAUGAUAUUCAGUCACCAAAAGAAAAACAACAAACUCAACAGCCACAAAACGAACAACGUAACAAACUACAACAAAAACAACAACAACUUCAACAAAACAGAGAGAAAGACAAAAAAGAAGAUUUUUCGUGGAUAAAAGAUUUGCCGGAAGAAUUAAAUUAUUGUCUCCAGCCAAGAGAACAACUACAACACGAACAACACCAUAAAGAAGAACAGCAACAACAGUUUCAACAACAACUACAAGAAGAAAAUUUUUCGUGGUUCGACGAUUUACCGGAAGCGUUGACGAUUUAUGAUAUCCAUUUGACAAAUUAUGAUAUCCAGUCAGCAAAACCACAACAAACUCAACAGCCACAACCCGAACAACAUAACGAACAUGCGCAACAACAACUUCAACAAGAUAAAAAAGAUGAUUCUUGGUUAGACGAUAUGCUGGAUGAGUUGAUGAAAUAUGAUAUCCAGCCAGAACAACAACAACAACAAAUUCAACAACCACAACAAAAACAAUAUCAAGAACAAGCUCAAAAACAAGAGCAACAACUUCAACAAGAGCAACUUCAACAAGGCAGAGUGAAGGAUAAAGAAGAAAAUUUGCUAAAAACUUUGACGAACUGUGAUAACCAGCCAGGACAAAAUUCGCAACAACAACAAACUCGACAACAACACAAACCAGCACAUAUACAGAAGCAUAAUAAAAAUCAACAGCCACAACAACAGCAGAAAAUGGAGGCAGAAAAAGAACAACCACGGCUUCAGCAAACACUUAUCCGCUAUCAAACACAACAAACCAAGCUAAAAAUUGAGAAACCAUGCACUGCAAGUAAUUUGCUGGAUGAUAUAAUGGAAGUAAUAACUGAUGAUUCAAAGCAAGAAUCAAGAUUACAACAGCUACAACGACCUCAACAGCAUCAACAACAACAGACACAGCCUAAGCAUCCUCAACUAAAACAACUCCAAGAACAAACACAAACUACUUACGUCCCAUCACAACAAACUUUACAAUACGCAAUAACAUCCAAACCUAAGCAACACUCUCCACUGAUAACACUCAAUCUUCAACCACAACAACAACCAAUACAAAACAUGGAUACAUCACAACAAAAAACUCCAAGCACAAAAAAUAUUCAAACUUUGAAGAGAAAACAACCUAUACCAACACAAAGUCUCAAUGCCAAGCAACAGUUAUUAAACAUGCCAAACAUUCUUCAGCCAUCCAAGCAGCUUCAACAACCAACCCAGAACAUGUAUCAACAACAAUCACAGCCUCAAACCACAAACAAUUUCAUAACCCAGCAACAACAGCAACCAGCACGACAGCAGCUUCAACAACAACUUCAACAACAACAACAGCUUCAACAACAACAACAGCUUCAACAACAACAACAGCUUCAACAACAACAGCUUCAACAACAGCAACAACAGCCAACAAAACCGAUAUUAUAUUUGCGACUCAAAAAUACUCCAAAUUCACAGCAAAACCUACAGCCACAACAACUCCAAUUUACACAACAGCUUCAACAAACCCAGCUUCAACAACAGCAGCUUCAACCACAGCAGCUUCAACCACAGCAGCUUCAACCACAACAGCUUUACCAACUUCCGCAGCAGCAAUUCCAGCAAAAGCAGCUUCAACAACAGCAACUUUUGCAACAGCAGCUUCAACAACAGCAACUUUUGCAACAGCAGCUUCAACAACAACAGCUGCUUCAACAACAAAAGAUUCAACAACAACAGCUUCAACAACAACAGCUUCAGCAACAGCAACUUCCGCAACGGCAACUUCCGCAACAACAGCCAACAAGACCGAUCUUAUAUCUGCAACCCAACAAUGUUCCAAUUUCACAGCAAAACAUACAGCCACAACUCCAUCAGCAGCUUCAACAUCAGCCGCUUCAACAACAGCUUCAGCAACAGCAUUUUCCGCAACAUCAUCUUCCGCAACAGCAUCUUCCGCAACAACAAUUUCAACAACAGCAAUUUCAGCAACUACAACAACAGCAAUUUCAAACCACAUCAACAAUCCAAUCACAAACACAACGUUUGCCGAAACACACCAACUAUGGCUAUGACGUCAACAGCACAAACAACAUCUACAACUAUUAUAUUUCAACUAAUGAGGCAAAUUCGCCGGCAUUCAAUAUUGAAUAUUUUUAUUAA
This is a messenger RNA of Helobdella robusta, 2715 nucleotides long. RefSeq lists its product as hypothetical. The coding region runs from base 1 to 2715 and encodes 904 amino acids. Lineage: Eukaryota; Metazoa; Annelida; Clitellata; Rhynchobdellida; Glossiphoniidae. The record is from RefSeq and is a predicted model, not a curated record. The transcript has 3 exons.